Halichondria panicea is the source of this 2273-nucleotide messenger RNA. Its product is annotated as electrogenic aspartate/glutamate antiporter SLC25A13, mitochondrial-like. Gene Ontology annotation, molecular function: L-glutamate transmembrane transporter activity; L-aspartate transmembrane transporter activity; calcium ion binding. The coding region runs from base 89 to 2068 and encodes 659 amino acids. The record is from RefSeq and is a predicted model, not a curated record. The transcript has 15 exons. Gene Ontology annotation, biological process: malate-aspartate shuttle; aspartate transmembrane transport; L-glutamate transmembrane transport. NCBI's taxonomy places the organism in Eukaryota, Metazoa, Porifera, Demospongiae, Suberitida, Halichondriidae.
AUGUGCUCCUUUGUUAGCCGUUCUCUUUAACGACCAUUACCAUAUUUAUUAACUAACAAAGAACUGGCGGAAAGGGAUCGAGAGCAGCAUGGCGGUGACUAGGGCAGACAGUAGUGACCUAAGAGUAGUUUUCAAUAAGUAUGCUAGUGUGACGAAAGAAGAUCAGAGCUUCCUCAGUUACGAUGACUUUGUCGUCAGUUUCCUGCAACUGGUGGAUAAGGACACGCCCCCUGACACUGUGAGACAACUGGCUGCAGCUGCUGACACCACUAAAUCUGGGUUAAUCUCGUUUGACGAGUUUCGAUCGUUUGAGACAAUGUUGAUCAGUCCUGACUACAUCCCACGACUGGCCUUUAAGCUGUUCGACAAAGACAAGAGGAGUAGAGUGUCUUUCAGUAACUUCAAGGCUGUGCUUGGUGCUACUUCAAUACACACAAAGGUUCCCUUUAAUUUCGACUCUAACUUUCUCAAGCUCUAUUUUGGACAAAAUCUCAGCUUGGAGUUGGGUUACCACGAGUUCUGUCAACUCUUACAGAGUCUCCCCACUGAGCAUGCUCGACAAGCAUUCUCCAGUUGUGACACUGACCAGGACGGCAGUAUUCGCGCUGAGGAGUAUGUCAAACUCAUGAAGACCAUCCGUGGCUUCCGUCUCUCCCCUCACGUGCAGGACCACCUCCUGUCCGUGGCUGGUGGUUCUCCUGGAUCUAACGUCAACUUUGCCUACUUUAAGGCUUUCAACCAGUUACUUGGAAACCUGGACCUGAUGGAGAAAAUAGUAACCACGGUAACAGACGGAGACCAAACGAAAGAUAUCACUGAAUCCCAGCUUCUCAGGGAGGCUCAGACCUACUCUCAGAUCACUCCUCUCCAAGUGUCCCUCCUCUGUCAGCUGUGCUCAGUGGAGGAUCAGACCAAAGGGACCAUCACAUUGUCUGACUUCCGCCAACUCCUUCCCAAUCAACAACACACCUUCGACCAGAUUGAGCCGGCAAUACAGCCAGUGGUUGUAAAGGAGACGGAACGAAGUGAUAUCCCAGUUUGGAAACGUGCCUUGGAACCAGUCUACCGAUUCUCCAUUGGGGGUCUCGCAGGAGCUGCUGGUGCCACGUCUGUCUACCCGAUUGACCUUGUAAAAACACGACUCCAGAAUCAACGAGGCUCUAUGCCAGGCGAGAUCAUGUACAAGAACAGCUUUGACUGUUUCAAAAAAGUUGUCAAGUUUGAGGGCUUCAGAGGAUUGUACAGAGGACUCCUCCCCCAGUUGGUGGGUGUGUCCCCAGAAAAGGCCAUCAAGCUGACGGCCAACGACACCGUGAGAGACCUCUUGAGGUCAAAGGACGGGAAUAUCUCGUUGUGGAAGGAGGUCAUAGCUGGAGGAACGGGAGGAAUGUGUCAGGUGAUGUUCACCAACCCGCUGGAGAUAGUCAAGAUCCGACUGCAAGUGGCAGGAGAGAUGGGCCAACAAGCCAGGGCUCUGUCCGUAGUGCGGGAACUGGGAAUAAGAGGACUCUAUCUGGGAUCUAGAGCUUGUUUCCUAAGAGACAUCACAUUCUCGGGCAUCUAUUUCCCUGCUUAUGCACACCUCAAGACAUUUUUCGGAGGAGAUCGUGGUCAACUUAACCCUGCCCAGCUUUUUGCAGCAGCAUUCAUUGCAGGCGUCCCAGCAGCAGGUCUGGUGACUCCAGCGGAUGUGAUCAAGACAAGACUACAAGUGGUAGCGAGAAAGGGCCAGCAAUCGUACUCCGGAGUGAUUGACUGUUACCGGAAGAUUGUAGAGAGUGAGGGACAAAAGGCUCUCUGGAAAGGAGCACCAGCUCGUAUCUUCCGCUCCUCCCCUCAGUUCGGAGUAACCCUGGUCACCUACGAGCUGAUACAGAGACUAUUCUAUGUUGAUUUUGGCCAUCGGUCAAAACAGUUCAAAUCCUCUGUGCCCUCGGCCAAACCGACCAAACCACUAGACUCCGCCUUCUUUCACCUCCCGGACCAUGUGGGUGGUUACAGGGUUGCACACUCAGCAUUCUCUGGUGUUGAGAGCAGGUUCGGAAUCAUCUUCCCAAAGACUAAGUAAACCAGUUGUAUAUUCUUGUUCAGCACAAGUUUAUAUACCACUUAAUUUGUAUUUUUGGCUUACAGUUAUAUAGAAUUAUUAUUUUCUGGUCGAGUUUCAUAGUUGUUGCCCAGGUUACACGUUGUGUAAUAUAAUUAUGAUGGUGAAAUAUUAUUAUUAUUUAUUGAAACGUAAUAAAAUUUAUUGAAAUGUAAAACCAUCCAUC